AUGAAUCGACUUUUUAUUAUUGCUAUUGUUUAUCUUGCUAUACAAGGAACAACUGCUGAUAUAAAAAAAAAACGACAAGAAUGUCGUGAUUAUGUUGGUGAUCGUGCAAAUUGUCAACGAUUUGUUCGUUGUUUUCAUAAUUUACGAGUUUUAUUUACAUGUGCUAGUGGUACAGUUUAUGAACCUAAAUUAAAAACAUGUAUUGAAAAAGAAUUAGUUACCGAUUGUGAUGAUUCAAAAGAUCGAGUUGAAAUAAUAAUUAGUUCAAAUGUUACUGCAUCUGAUGAUGAUUAUCCAACAAUUGAAGCUGAUGAAGAUGCACUUAAUAUUAUAUCACUAAAAGAUAUUACAGGCAAAGAUUCAUCUACUAAUGUACAAAAACAAUUUGGUUGUGGAUCAUAUUGUAAAAAUCAAGGUCUUUGUGUUAUUGUUGCUCAAGCAGUCACUUGCCAAUGUCAAAGUGGUUAUACUGGUCAUCAAUGUCAAAUAACACCUCUUGUCGUUCUUCCACUACCAAAUCAAUGUCAACCAAGUCCAUGUCAAAAUGGUGGUACUUGUUAUCUUCGACAGGGUACAUUUGGCUGUUCAUGUCCUAUUGGUUACAGUGGUGUAUGCUGUGAAAUAAAUUUAGCUGCUACAAAUCCAUGUUAUACGAAUCCAUGUGUAAAUGGUGGUACAUGUCAAAUAGCAGGACCUAAUCUUUUUCGAUGUGUAUGUCCAGCUGGUUUCAAUGGUCUUCGUUGUGAAUUACGUGUAUGCGAUCCAAAUCCAUGUUUAUAUGGAGGUAUUUGUAUAAUUAUUGGUAAUUCAUUUCAAUGUCAAUGUCCACCACAAUAUACUGGACCAACUUGUGCAAUUUUAAUUCCACCACCAAAUCCAUGUCUUUCACAACCCUGUCUUCAUGGUGGUACUUGUACACCAACAGGUCCAACAACAUUUGUUUGUUCAUGUACACCAAGUUACUAUGGUCCAUGCUGUGAAAUUCGUAAUUAUUGUAUACCAAAUCCAUGUUAUAACGGUGGUUCAUGUGUUGCUACAACAACUGGUUAUCUUUGUCAAUGUUCAUUUCCUUUUACAGGUAGUAAUUGUGAAACAUUAAUUACUACACCAGUUCCUCGACCUGUUUGUGCCUGUGUUGUUUGUCCAUGUCCAACACCAGUUGUUACAAUGGUCAAUCCAUGUCUUCCGAAUCCAUGUCAAAAUAAUGGUGGUUGUGCUGUUGUUCAAAAUAUAGCUCGCUGCUAUUGUCCAGGUAGUUUUAGAGGUUACUAUUGUCAAUUUGCACGUAAACGAGCUAUGAGCAAUGCUCCAUGUGCUAAUAUGACUUGUAUGAAUGAAGGUGAAUGUUUUGUUAAUGAAAAUGGUCCACAAUGUACAUGUCCAAAACCAUAUUAUGGUAAAAAUUGUGAAUUAAUAAAUCGACCACGAACAUGUACACCAAGUCCAUGUGGUAAAGAUGGUCAAUGUGUAAUAACACAAGAUGGUUAUAAAUGUCUUUGUAAAAAUGAUACAACAGGUGUACUUUGUGAACAAAAGAUAAUGCCAAAAAAUUAUCGUUGGUGUCCAAUAGAUUGUCGUAGUGGUACAAGUUGUGUUUAUGAAGGUAGUACACCUAAAUGUCGUGCUCUUUAA
Rotaria sordida is the source of this 1632-nucleotide messenger RNA. Lineage: Eukaryota; Metazoa; Rotifera; Eurotatoria; Philodinida; Philodinidae. The record is from the annotation of a GenBank genome assembly.